CGUCGUGCAUCGCGCUGGCUGCGACAGCCAUUAUACAGUGCAGACAGUACGCAAAAUUUUUGUUGCUCCGUUUUGUUUACGCGUCACGUUACGUACAUGCGUGCAUGCGUAUUGUGUCGUAUAUAACCGCGCUGUGUCGUACUAUAAAUUUCAACUCAUUCCUCGUGGUGUGUGAGAACAAUAUGCCCAGUAAAAAGAGAAAAUACAACGCCCGUUUUCCAGCGGGUCGUAUCAAGAGGAUUAUGCAGACGGACGAGGAGAUCGGGAAAGUUGCCCAAGCAGUGCCGAUAAUAAUUUCUAGGACUUUAGAACUUUUUGUACAUUCGUUGUUGACCAAGGCCAUGCAAAUAACAUGUGCCAAAAAUGCCAGGACUCUAAGUCCAACUCACAUGAAGCAGUGUAUUAUGUCGGAGAGCCGAUUUGACUUUCUGAAGGAUCUGGUAAAAUCUCUGCCUGAUGUACCAGCACCUGAUGAUGAAGUGCCUACACCACCUGCAACUCCAGCAACAUCAGCAUCAGCAUCAACAACAAACUCAGCCACUAGCAAUGCAACACAUUCUGAACAAGAGCAUCCAAAGCAAUCAGACUUACCAAAUGCGAAUCACAAAAACACGAAAGAUAACCAAAAGAUUGCCACGAAGGUAGCCCCACAGGUGCCACAAUUCGAGAUGUCCAUACCUGUGUCCUUUCAGAUGAAUCAACCAAACUUUUAUAUGGAACUCAAUUCUACCAAUUUAAGUGAAAGCACAAGCACUCGAGCGACAUCAAAUUCCACUUAUACUGCCGGCAUCGACGAGGAUUAUGAUACAUAGUAAUCACCUCAGAUGAAUUCUAGGAUGUUAAAAAUCUUUGUUGAACGUGGAACACGAUUAGAGGACAGUAGUGAUAACGCGCUUGUAUCAGCAGCGCUAAUCUUACAAUCACCACGUCGCCUAUGGACUAGUGUUAUCUGAUAUGUUUGGUUUGGAGUGAUUUCUCUUUUAUUUAUACAGGAUGGUUUCCCAGAACCACGUGAGGUAAAUAUUAUUUAAAAAUAUUACAACUUUUUUUUGAGAGUUCUUUCAAAUAAAUCUUUCAAAAGUUAUUUUCCUAUUUUUUUAAUUAUUUUAUCUAAACGAAUACUUAACACAUCAACAAUAAUUUAUUUCACUUUUAAAGAGUUACAAAUUCUGAAUAUAAUGAUUCCUUCUUUUCAAUCAUUAUUUAUAGAAAUAUGUAAGUUCACGUCUUCUAUGCCAUCCUGUAUCAAGCGACGCGGUAGCAUCGCGACGCCCUCUCAAGUACAUAAAAUAUAAAAUUAUAUUAAAUAACGAAAUUUUCAAUUUUAGUUUUCAAAUUUAGUUUUUCUACGAAAUCCAUUAUCUUUGUGUGGAUUUCAUAUAUAUUCUAUACAUAUAUACAUACAUGUAUAUGUAAUAUAUAUAUAUAUAUGUAUAUAUAAUAUAUUUAUGUAUAUAUAUAUAUAUAAUAUUUUCUUUUUGUUUCGUAUUUCUUACAUAUUUGUAUUGGUUUAUUGAAAUAAUGUCAAAUCGUGUUGUUAGAAGCAAGAUGAUUUGAUCGACAUUGUUGAUAUCGUAUUGUGGUACAAGUAAUCACUGAUACGGUUAUAUAAUCGUUAUGUCUUUUGCAAAGUCAUUGCCUCUCAACAUUGUUACCGUUAUUACGUAAAAACAAUUGCGCUUACUUCAUUAAUUUGCGUUUAGGCGAGGAAAUAUUAACAGGAAGCGAGACGGAUGAAUAAUCGUAUCAAACGAAACGCUGUUCCGUUCAAUCGGUAUUCUCUGUAGCUAUAAAGACAUUUUUAUAGUACUUUUAUUGUAUAUCCUCGAGCUUCGAUGCGCAGUAUAGCGUUGUUACAUCUUUUUUUUUUUCAUAACUGCGUAUGAAAAUUUCGAACGAAUUCUUUCUCUAUCUUCGGCUUGAUGGUAGACUACGCGGAUUAGCCAAAUUUCGCCUCGGAUAGUACGAUGAUCUCAUAGAAACGAAAGAUUUUUUAGAAAAAUAAUCUUGCUCAGAGACUUCGUUAAACCGCACAGCCAAGGGAGCCGAAACGCAAUACAAGUACAUGGGAAAAGAUUACAAGGAAUCGAGAGAAACCCGAAUUUUUCGCACAUGCAUUUUGUAUAGAAGGAACUUUAUAACAGACGUUUGAUGUAUACGUUUGUGUAUACGAAAGAUAAUUAACGUGGAUUUAAGUAAUGUAUUGAUUUCGAAGGUCAUUCCUUUUACUCUUUUCUCCCGAAGUACAUAUACGCAGUAUGACAACGCUAUACAGUUAACUCGACUCACACGAUCGAGGUAUGUUUUUGAUGUUUAACAAAACGGCCCAUGGAACAUCAACGUAUCAUAUAUGAUUCUAUAGAGACACGAUGUUCGAUGCACAAGUGCGAUUUCCAUCAUAAUCUGUACAUAUAUCGGGUCGAACGCGAAGAAAAGCAAUUAGAUAAGAGCGAAUUAUACAUAUAUGUAUUCGUCGAGCGUUUCUUGUACCUUUUUCUUCGGCUCACAAUUCAUCACUACACACUACACAUUGUAAUAAAACGCUUACACUAUUUGAA
Messenger RNA from Odontomachus brunneus, 2558 nucleotides. It is a transcript of the gene NC2alpha, whose product is annotated as dr1-associated corepressor. Bases 105 to 812 code for a protein of 235 amino acids. Gene Ontology annotation, cellular component: nucleus; negative cofactor 2 complex. Lineage: Eukaryota; Metazoa; Arthropoda; Insecta; Hymenoptera; Formicidae. The transcript has 5 exons. Gene Ontology annotation, molecular function: transcription corepressor activity; protein heterodimerization activity; core promoter sequence-specific DNA binding. The record is from RefSeq and is a predicted model, not a curated record. Gene Ontology annotation, biological process: negative regulation of transcription by RNA polymerase II; transcription by RNA polymerase II; positive regulation of transcription by RNA polymerase II.